Puccinia graminis f. sp. tritici CRL 75-36-700-3 is the source of this 1355-nucleotide messenger RNA. Its product is annotated as Ras-like C3 botulinum toxin substrate 1. The transcript is spliced from 6 exons. The record is from RefSeq and is a predicted model, not a curated record. Lineage: Eukaryota; Fungi; Basidiomycota; Pucciniomycetes; Pucciniales; Pucciniaceae. Gene Ontology annotation, cellular component: cell cortex; cytoskeleton; cell projection. Bases 177 to 767 code for a protein of 196 amino acids. Gene Ontology annotation, molecular function: GTP binding; GTPase activity; protein kinase binding. Gene Ontology annotation, biological process: establishment or maintenance of cell polarity; regulation of cell shape; actin filament organization.
AGAUUAGUAAAAAAACACAGCACUGCCACUUCUGCAAGCUCCCCAAAAACCCAACUGACUCCAUUCACACUCUACUCCAUCCUACAUCACUACAUCACUACUAACUACUACUACUACUACUACUACUACUACUACUCAAACAACAACAUCAUCAUCAUCAAAAACCAUCAACCUCAAUGCAAUCCAUCAAGUGUGUCGUCGUAGGCGAUGGAGCUGUCGGAAAGACUUGCUUGUUGAUCUCCUACACCACCAAUGCCUUCCCUGGAGAAUACAUUCCAACCGUCUUCGACAACUAUUCGGCUAACGUCAUGGUCGACGGCAAGCCUAUCAACCUGGGCUUAUGGGAUACUGCAGGUCAAGAAGAUUACGAUCGACUAAGACCCUUGUCCUACCCGCAAACCGACGUCUUCUUGAUCUGUUUCAGUCUCACUUCACCCCCAUCAUUCGAGAACGUUCGAACAAAAUGGUACCCUGAGAUCUGUCACCAUGCUCCUAACAUCCCCCUCAUCUUGGUCGGCACGAAACUUGACUUGAGAGAAGACCCACUGACGAUCGAGAAGUUACGCGAACGUAGGAUGGUCCCGAUCUCGUACCAGCAAGCCGCUGGAAUGGCCCGUGAUAUUGCCGCCGUUCGAUAUCUCGAGUGUUCAGCUCUCACCCAAAAAGGUCUAAAGAACGUGUUCGAUGAGGCGAUUCGAGCCGUCUUGGCUCCCGCGCCUCGUGAGAAGACGACAAAGAAACAGUCGAAAGGCUGCAUGAUUUGCUAAAGAACUUGCUUACUUCACUCGGCCCCCGCUCCGAAGAUCCUUCUUCUUCCUCCUUCUCUCUUUCUUUCCAACUUAUCGUCGUUUCUUUCUGAUAAUCAUCUCUGACGCUCUCAUCAACAAACAAACAAACACACAUAUACAUUCUCAUACACAUCUCCUUUCUCUCUCUCUCCCUCUCUCUUCUUCUUAUAGGCGGAUCUCGUUUCGCAUUCAUAUUCUUCAAUGAGUAAACGAUCGACUUCUUUGCACUUUUAAUUCUUCCCCCCUUCCCCCAUCCCUUCCCCCUCCUCCUCCCUUGAAACCAUCCUUCUUUACCUACCCUCUACUACUACUCCAUUAUCAUCCUCAUCCUCAUCUCCACUGCCAAUGACUUCUUUUGCUGUGUUUUCUCUCUCUCUCUCUCUCCUCUUCUCUUUUAUAUCUUUCAUUUCUUCAUUACUAUUGUUACCUUCUUCUUUUCUUUGAUUACAAUAUAAUCUUCUUCUUUUUUUCUAUUGAUAUACAUACUCUCCUCAUCAGCUCAUCAUUUCUUUCCUUCUUCUUCAUGUUGAUCUUUUUUCUACUUAUAUAUAUAUCUUCUUUCAAGAA